Messenger RNA from Tarenaya hassleriana, 690 nucleotides. Its product is annotated as 30S ribosomal protein S31, mitochondrial. Gene Ontology annotation, cellular component: ribosome; plastid. Gene Ontology annotation, biological process: plastid translation. NCBI's taxonomy places the organism in Eukaryota, Viridiplantae, Streptophyta, Magnoliopsida, Brassicales, Cleomaceae. The coding region runs from base 116 to 424 and encodes 102 amino acids. The transcript has 2 exons. The record is from RefSeq and is a predicted model, not a curated record.
AUUGAUACUGCUGAUGUUUAGCCCGUUUAUAUAAAGGCCCAUUACAGGCCCACAUAUUAAUCCAUUAUUGUCCCUAAGAGCUCUGUGUUUCGCUCAAGCGAGAGAGAAGAGAAAGAUGGCGAUGACGCAGUGGUGCGGCGCGAUGGCUCGGCGGAUGAUGCUGAUACAGCGUUUGCCUGCUUCGCUGUCUUGUUCGGUGAGGUUUUCUUCGAUUUCUCCGGCGUCGGCGUCGGAGAUGGAGGUUUGCGGGAGAGGGGACAAGAAGACGAAGAAGGGGAAGAGGUUCAAAGGGUCGUACGGGAAUGCGAGGGUGAAGAAGAAGAAGAUGAUCGAGCGUAUCAAGGACAAGGUCGAGGUUCCCAGGAUUCUUUCUCUUGGAUUGAAAGCGUACGAACUGUGGCCGAGCUCUAUUCUUUUUGGAUGAAUCGAAUCGGCCGAAGAAGGAUUGUAGUGUGUGGAUUGGGUUCUACCAUGUGGGUUAAGAGGGGAAUUUCAGGGUUUGGGAGUUCCAAAGUUUGACUCUUUUGGAGAUGGAUUCUCCUCUCUUCUCUUUUUGCAUUGUGUGAAUACUUGCUGCCAUUUUGCAUCAAGCCGUGGAUACAGUCAUUAUAUGAUCAUCUUUUAGUCUUUGUAAGCAAUCUCUGAAACGACAUUAUAAAAAAUAUGGUUUAUAUACUAUUUUGAUUUCAA